Lachancea sp. 'fantastica' is the source of this 756-nucleotide messenger RNA. The record is from the annotation of a GenBank genome assembly. Lineage: Eukaryota; Fungi; Ascomycota; Saccharomycetes; Saccharomycetales; Saccharomycetaceae.
AUGGACUACAACGAAGAACAAACUCAAGAAUUGGAGGUUUUGGAAUCUAUUUACCCAGAUGAGUUUACCAUUAUCAAAGACAGCUUUCCUAACAUUCAAUUUGAAGUCAAGCUUCCGCUAGAUUUGGUCCCUCUAGAUAGCUCAUCUUUCACACAGGACUCACUUACCAAGGACCACUGGGUCGUGGUAAAUAUAAAACUGCCAGAAACGUAUCCGGAUGUGGUUCCCAUGGUUAGUGUAAGUUGCGAAGAAGUGAAAAAAGAUGGUGUAGAAAGCGAAGACGAUGAUGAAGACGAGGAUGAUUCGGAAAUCGAGUACGACGACCACGGAAAUCCACUAAUAUCCAAAUUGGCCAAUUUGCCGGACCAAGUAGUUUUUGAAGAGCAUGCUCGUGCUGUUGAAUCUCAAUUGGAAUCUCAGGCUAACGAAGAUAUGCUCAUCGGCAUGCAAAUGACCUUUGCACUGCUUUCGUGGAUAAAGGAGUCUAUGGAACGGUUUUUCCAGGAAAAGCUACAGGAGCUAGAACGCGAACACGAACGCGCUCUUGCUGCCCGUGAAAAAGAGGAACAGAAAAAAUUCCAUGGCACUCCAGUCACCAAAGAAUCGUACCUGAAGUGGAGAGCUAAAUUCCGUGAAGAAACUGGACGUAACGAAAGAGACGCCGCACGCAAAAACGAAGCGCAUGGUGGUAAACUGACGGGAAGACAGCUCUUCGAACAGGGUCUGGACGGUAGCGAAGACGUGGAGGAAGAGUAA